AUCAGCUCAGAAUUGUGUGAAUCAUCUUUUCCUUGACUGCAAAGUUCGAAUUCGUCCAUAUAUCAUUGCUACCUAGUCCCCUGUCUUGCCUUGACAAUGCCGACGCGCCGAAUCAAUGUCAAGGACAUGGCCCCAUCUCGUGGCACUGAGGACGAGGCCUACGUAUACAGCAACUUUGCCAAUUUGUCUUUGGCGGACGAGCGUAUACCGGGGAGAUCCUACCGCCCCGGAGAUUAUUAUUCGUCCUCCGAGCCCAAAUAUGACUCCCGAGGGUCAGGCCGCACUUAUGCCCGGGGUCGCCGGUUUGGAGGUACCUACCUGACUAUUGACUGCACAUAA
Messenger RNA from Aspergillus melleus, 339 nucleotides. RefSeq lists its product as uncharacterized. The record is from RefSeq and is a predicted model, not a curated record. The transcript has a single exon. Bases 97 to 339 code for a protein of 80 amino acids. NCBI's taxonomy places the organism in Eukaryota, Fungi, Ascomycota, Eurotiomycetes, Eurotiales, Aspergillaceae.